Molecule: messenger RNA, 2375 nt
Organism: Bicyclus anynana (squinting bush brown)
Lineage: Eukaryota; Metazoa; Arthropoda; Insecta; Lepidoptera; Nymphalidae
Gene: RagC-D
Product: ras-related GTP-binding protein C
Exons: 8
Coding region: 187-1344 (385 amino acids)
Biological process (GO): cellular response to starvation; positive regulation of TOR signaling; cellular response to amino acid stimulus
Cellular component (GO): Gtr1-Gtr2 GTPase complex; lysosome; nucleus
Molecular function (GO): GTPase activity; GTP binding
Source: RefSeq, a predicted model, not a curated record
CAUUUCACGUUUGUCGUCUGUGGUCUGUGUAGAAAACGAAAACUUCAUUUUAUUAUUUUCAAUUUUAAUUUUCAUACGUAUUUAUUGUAUUUCAAUUUUCUUCACAAUUGGUAGAAAUGUGACUUGUGAGAGAGGGAAUGGUUAAAUUGAAAACUUUAAUAGAGGCAAAAUAUUAUCAUUAAAAAUAUGAGUUAUCAGGAUGAAUACGUGGGUUCUUUUCCAAAGGACUUCAGUUACGGCCCCUUUGAGCAAAAUGGAGAAAAUGACAACGCCUCUCUUCAGGAAGAUCAUAAGCCUCGAAUACUUCUCAUGGGCCUCAGGCGGUCUGGGAAAUCAUCAAUACAAAAAGUAGUCUUUCACAAAAUGUCACCAAAUGAGACCUUGUUUCUAGAAUCAACUAACAAAAUAGUUAAGGAUGACAUAAACAACAGCAGUUUUGUACAGUUUCAAAUAUGGGACUUCCCCGGCCAGAUUGAUUUUUUUGAUUCUACGUUUGAUUCUGACACAAUUUUUGGUGGAUGUGGUGCUUUAGUGUUCGUCAUUGACGCACAGGAUGACUAUCAAGAUGCACUGGAUAAAUUGCAGUUGACUGUCACCAAAGCAUACAGAGUGAACAGUAAUAUAAAGUUUGAAGUGUUUAUCCAUAAGGUUGAUGGCCUUAAUGAUGAUUACAAGAUGGAAUCCCAAAGAGACAUACACCACAGAGCCACAGAAGACCUUGGGGAAGCAGGACUCGAUCAUGUACAUUUGUCAUUUCAUUUGACCUCUAUCUAUGACCACUCCAUAUUUGAAGCGUUCAGUAAAGUUGUCCAGAAACUGAUACCACAAUUACCUACUUUGGAAAAUCUUUUAAAUAUACUUAUAUCAAACUCUGGAAUUGAAAAGGCAUUCCUCUUUGACGUAGUUUCCAAGAUCUACAUAGCGACAGACAGUUCUCCAGUGGAUAUGCAGAGCUAUGAAUUAUGCUGUGAUAUGAUUGAUGUAGUUAUUGAUAUUUCAUGUAUAUAUGGGAUGGUAGAUGAAGCCGAAGUGAGUACAACUUUCAACAGUCAAAGCUCGAGCCUCAUAAAGCUGAACAACGGGACAGUGCUGUACUUGCGUGAAGUUAACAAUUUCCUUGCACUCGUUUGCAUUCUCCGUGAAGAAAAUUUCCAGAAACAAGGUGUCAUUGAUUAUAACUUCUUGUGUUUCCGAGAUGCAAUAACUCAAGUAUUCGAGUUGAGGAACAAAGCACAAAACGCCGCACAGUCUGUCAGGGAUCAGCAAAACGCAGAGGACUUGCCGAACGGCGCGGGAGAGUCCCCAGACAAUGCUACAGACCAUUUACAGACUCAGAUACCAUAACACAAUAUAGUCUAAGAUCCGGCAUUAGAUAUGUAUACCCUCAUCUGUUAUUUAUUUGGGAUAAGAAAAAAAUUAUAGAUUUUUUUUAAUUCUUUACGUAAGUGAUGAUGCAAUCUAAGAUGGAAGCGGGUUAACUUGUUAGGAGAAAGAUGAAAAUCCACACCCCUUUAGGUUUCUACGCGACAUCGUACCGGAACACUAAAACGCUUAGCGGUACGUCUUUGCCGGUAGGGUGGUAACCAGCCAGACCUGGACCAAUUAAAAAAACCUCAAUCAGCCCAGCCGGGGAUCAAACCCAGGACCUCCGUCUUGUAAAUCCACCGCGCGUACCACUGCGCCACGUCAAAAUAUUCAGUGACACAUAGCAAAUAGGUGAAAUUGCGCCUAUAUAUGCCUAGUUAAAUUGCGGCCAAACACAUUUUUCAUACAAAAUUUAGGAAACCAUGAAUUAGAUCGAAGGCAACUUAACACAGUUAAAUUGAGCAUUAAAUGAGCUUUCAUUUGACAUUAGACGACUAAAUAACUGAUGAGGGUAUGUAAAUAACGUUACUUAUCUGUUUAUAUCUGGCAACCCCACAGUUGUAGUGUGAAAGUAGGCAAUCUUUACUUUUUUUAAUUAGGUAUAUUCUAUUACCUAGUGUACAAUAUUUUUUAAUUAACCAAUGAGGGAAGUAGAUUAAAUAAAUUUAAUAUACAAUUUAAUCAUUCAAUACUCAACGGGUACAAUUGUACCAGGUAACCUACUCGUAUUUGCAAUGUGUCAAUGUUAAUAUUUUCAAUCAUUUAUUUCAUAUCCCAAUUAAAUACGGAUGUGGGUAUAAAUUUCUUAUGCCGGAUCUCGUACUAUAACUCAGAUUCCAUAACACAAUAUUCUAUAUCAUUAUUUUUGUUGUAUAAAGUCUAGACUAUGAAUGUAGUAGAAUAAUCUUUAAAAUAUGUGUAAUUUGUUUAUAUUACUGCUUAUUUAAAGUAUAUCCAUAUUAUAAUUUACUAUGAAAAUAUUUAAAUAAAAGAAACGUUAUUUUCUUGUA